This is a messenger RNA of Haliotis rubra (blacklip abalone), 1824 nucleotides long. RefSeq names its product glutamate receptor 2-like. The coding region runs from base 6 to 1478 and encodes 490 amino acids. The record is from RefSeq and is a predicted model, not a curated record. The transcript is spliced from 6 exons. Gene Ontology annotation, biological process: monoatomic ion transport. Gene Ontology annotation, cellular component: membrane. Lineage: Eukaryota; Metazoa; Mollusca; Gastropoda; Lepetellida; Haliotidae. Gene Ontology annotation, molecular function: glutamate-gated receptor activity.
CCAUCAUGGCGGCACUACUGCUUGUCCUCACCCUUGUGACCAGUCUCCAUAAGGUCUCAGCUGCUAUACCUGGCAACAUCCUAGUGACAACAAUCGAGCAUUGGCCCUUCGUGAUGCCCAACUAUAGGCUUGGGGUGGGCUUUGAAGGCAUCAUUGUGGACAUUCUCGACGAGCUCGCCCGGCGCUGCAACUUCACCUACAACCUCGACCUGGUGAAAGACAACACCUGGGGGAGACAGCGGCCGGAUGGGACGUGGACGGGGAUGAUCGGAGAGGUUAUCAACCAUGAAGCUGACAUCGCUGCCGCCCCUCUGGUCAUCCUGCCCUCCCGGUCAAGGGUCAUCCGCUACACCCAGCCAUACCUGUCAUCAGGGAUCCGUAUAUUGUACACCAAGCCUUCUGAUUGGUUGGCAACACACGCCUUCUUCCUCCUCCUCAAACCCUUCACUCUCUGGAUGUGGGGCAUCCUUGCUCUCAUCCUUGUCAUCAUCACCACCCUCUUCACAGUCAUCGUCCGAUACAGCCCAUACGAGAAGUGGUCCUUUAUCCUCGGCACUGAGGAUGAGGAGCCGGUGAGGGAGAGGUCACUGUCCAGUAGCAUCUUCUACACGCUGAGUACUCUGAUGUGGCAGAGAAGCCGUUGCCUGCCCAGAUCAUCAUCCGGCCGUGUGUUGACCUCUGUCUGGUGGCUCUUCUCCAUCCUCGUGCUCGUGUCCUUCACCUCAAGCCUCACCGCCCUCUUCCUCUCCCACGAAUCCAGUAUCUACAGCGUGCCCUUCACAUCCUUCGAGGAACUUGUCCAACAACAAGAUGUCUCCUUCGGCUGCGCCAAGAGCGGUCACAUCGCAUCAUACCUUCAGACGUCCCAGGAACCGUUAGCCAAGCGAUUAUGGGAGCAGAUCAACAAGGACGAUGCCAACCUGUUUCAAACAACUGCCUCUGGUAUCGCGAAAGUUCGAGAAUCUCGUGGCACCUACGCCCUCCUUAUGGAAGGAAUUAUGGCUGAAUACGCGUCUGGAAGUCAACCAUGUGACCUUAUCACUCUCGGACAGCCCCUAAACGAUAAAGGAUAUGCCUUCGCGUGUAAUUUGCACAGCGAUAUAUGUAACAUCCUUGAUAACAAAAUCCUUGAAAUGAAAGAAGAGGAUGUGCUGUUGAGGAUCAAGGAGAAAUGGACCAACAAGGGAUGUGAUGCUAUCAAGGGGAGAGAACUCGUGUAUGAUGGUGUUGACUUUAUUGACUCUAUGGGGUUUAAGGGGUCUCUAAUUUAUGAUAAUCCUGUCACAGUGCGGAAGUUUGCAGGUGGACUGGUUCUAUUCCUACUCGGCGCUGUACUAGCCGUUGUCUGUCUGUGCGCCGAAGCUACCAGUUCUAAAACAAACAGAUAUACAUGGAGACGUGAAGCUCUGGUGACUUCAUUUGACAAUCCUAAUUUGGCUGUAGAACGCCAUGUCCAGGGCAGCGAAACUGACCUCUAGUUCUGACAAUUAUUCCAACAGAAACGUCCUGCAUUUCAACCGUGCUGGAAAGUACGAAACCAUUAAUGUUGUCACUUUUGUAGCAUAAAAUAUUUUUUCAGCGAAACUUCUCGUUGCUUCGAAUAUAUUUUCGUUGCUUCGAUUAUUUUCUCGUUGCUGUGGUUAUUUUCUCGUUACUUCAAGUCAAACACUUUUCGAGUACUUACUCGUUACUAUGUUUUCUCUCUCGUUACUUUGCUUAUGUUAUCUUUUCGUUACUUCGAUCAUUUACUCACUGCCUCGAAAAUUUUCUCGUUUCAAUUUUUUUCAAAACUUGAAAUUUCAAGUAUUCACUCGUUGCUUCGAG